UUCAAGUCCAUAACACAAUUUUCUGCCUCGUUUCCCUCCUUGCCUCCUCGCCUCGCCGGCGCUGCCAUGCGCCGCCGCGUCCUCCUCCGCCUCAGGCCACCGGCGCGGCGAUGCCUCUGCGCGGCGCUCUCGACCGCGGCCUCGACGACGGCGGCCGCGCCCAGCGCGUACCGCCUGCUGGCCCUCCUCCGCGGCUGCGUGGCCCCGCCGCACCUCCCGCUGGGCCUCCGCAUCCACGCGCGCGCCGUCACCUCGGGCCUCCUCGCGGCCGCCGACGGGCCGGCGGCCGCGCUCCAGACGCGCCUCAUCGGCAUGUACGUCCUCGCGCGGCGCUUCCGGGACGCCGUCGCGGUGUUCUCCUCGCUCCCGCGCGCCGCCGCCGCGUCGGCGCUCCCCUGGAACUGGCUCAUCCGCGGGCUCACCAUGGCCGGGCACCACCGCUUCGCCGUGCUCUUCUACGUCAAGAUGUGGGCCCACCCGUCCGCGCCGCGGCCGGACGGCCACACCCUCCCCUACGUCGUCAAGUCGUGCGCCGCGCUCGGCGCGCUCGCCCUCGGCCGCCUCGUGCACCGCACCGCGCGGGCGCUCGGGCUCGACCGCGACAUGUACGUCGGGAGCGCGCUCAUCAAGAUGUACGCGGACGCCGGCCUCCUCGGGGGCGCGCGCGAGGUGUUCGACGGAAUGGCCGAGCGGGACUGCGUCCUGUGGAACGUGAUGAUGGACGGGUACGUCAAGGGCGGCGACGUGGCCAGCGCGGUGGGGCUGUUCGGAGCCAUGAGGGCGUCCCGCUGCGACCCCAACUUCGCGACCCUGGCGUGCUUUCUGUCUGUGUGCGCCACGGAGACUGACUUGCUCUCUGGGUUGCAGCUCCACACCCUGGCGGUGAAGUAUGGGCUAGAGCCAGAGGUCGCCGUGGCUAACACGUUGGUGUCAAUGUAUGCCAAAUGCCAGUGCUUGGAUGAUGCGUGGAGGCUGUUUGACCUGAUGCCACGAGACGAUUUGGUAACCUGGAACGGGAUGAUAUCUGGGUGCGUUCAGAACGGGCUUGUCGACGAUGCGUUGAGAUUGUUCUGUGACAUGCAGAAGAGUGGUCUUCAGCCUGAUUCAGUUACACUGGCGAGCUUGUUACCAGCUUUGACUGAUUUGAAUGGUUUCAAGCAGGGGAAGGAGAUACAUGGCUACAUUGUCAGGAACUGUGUGCAUUUGGAUGUCUUCUUGGUGAGUGCUUUGGUGGACAUAUAUUUCAAGUGCAGGGAUGUGAGGAUGGCACAGAAUGUCUUUGAUGCUACAAAGACCAUCGAUGUGGUUAUUGGUAGCACAAUGAUCUCGGGUUAUGUUCUUAAUGGGAUGAGUGAAGCGGCAGUGAAAAUGUUUCGUUACCUCUUGGAAGUGGGCAUCAAACCAAAUGCCGUCAUGGUAGCUAGCACGUUGCCAGCAUGUGCUUGCAUGGCUGCUAUGAAGCUUGGUCAGGAGCUCCAUGGGUAUGUUCUGAAAAAUGCAUAUGAAGGAAGGUGUUAUGUGGAGAGUGCAUUAAUGGACAUGUAUGCGAAAUGUGGUAGACUUGACCUUAGCCAUUAUAUCUUCUCUAAGAUGUCUGCUAAGGAUGAGGUGACAUGGAACUCGAUGAUUUCAAGCUUUGCACAGAAUGGGGAACCUGAAGAAGCUCUUGAGCUGUUUCGUCAAAUGAGUAUGGAAGGAGUGAAGUACAGCAAUGUGACUAUAUCUUCCAUCCUAUCAGCAUGUGCAGGCUUACCAGCUAUAUAUUAUGGAAAGGAGAUCCAUGGUAUCAUCAUAAAGGGUCCCAUAAGAGCAGAUGUGUUUGCUGAGAGUGCUCUCAUAGAUAUGUAUGGCAAAUGUGGGAACUUAGAAUUGGCUUUUCGUGUUUUUGAAUUCAUGCCUGAGAAGAAUGAAGUGUCAUGGAAUAGUAUAAUCUCUGCCUACGGGGCUCAUGGCCUUGUUGAAGAGUCGGUGAGUUUAUUAUGCCGCAUGCAAGAGGAAGGAUUCAACGCAGACCAUGUAACAUUCCUUGCUUUGAUAUCUGCUUGUGCUCACGCUGGGCAGGUUCAAGAAGGACUCCGACUUUUUAAAUGCAUGACUGAGGAAUAUCAGAUUGCACCUCGAGUGGAACACUUAGCUUGCAUGGUUGACUUAUAUAGCCGGGCUGGGAAGUUGGAUAAAGCCAUGCAAUUUAUUGCUGACAUGCCUUUCAAGCCGGAUGCUGGCAUUUGGGGUGCUCUUCUCCACGCUUGCCGUGUGCAUCGCGAUGUUGAACUUGCAGAGAUUGCUUCUCAAGAACUAUUCAAGUUGGAUCCUCAUAAUUCAGGUUAUUAUGUGCUCAUGUCCAAUAUCAAUGCUGUUGCUGGACGGUGGGAUGGUGUCUCAAAAAUGAGAAGAUUGAUGAAGGAUAAGAAAGUUCAGAAGAUACCUGGUUACAGCUGGGUAGAUGUUAAUAAUACCAGCCAUUUAUUUGUUGCAGCAGACAAAAGCCAUCCUGACUCUGAAGAUAUUUACAUGUCUUUGAAGAGCCUUCUUCUAGAAUUAAAACAUGAAGGUUACGUUCCCAGGCCAGACAUAUGUUAUACCACGCAACCAGACAACACCACCCAGGUAAUGGCAAUUUGAUUGUGAUUUAUCCCAGUGGAAUCUGAUAUUCUAAUGGUAAUAAAAGGAGAAUUCGUUUUUGUACAAAUUGUUGCAUAGAGCAAAGCAAAGCUUCUAAUGCAGUACGAUUCCAUGUUUCCAUGUGAAGAAGUGGCGAGUUGACUUGCUUGUGCAUUAGCUGAACCCUAAACGCUCAAUUCGUAAUGCAAAAUUCAAAUGGCCAUGGAAUGUAUCUUGUCCAUCUUGGCCAUGUAUCACCUGUACAUAGGCGCGGUCUGAUCAGCAAAGUUUAUAUAAUUCUUUGAAGGGUCAAACUCUCAAUGCUGACAGUUUAUUCCUUGUACUGUGUUGACAGGCCUGUCAAAACCAUGAGAACACGCGAGAUUCAACAUUUUCACAGCAGCUUGGCAUGCUUAUGAAACAAGAUUGUGCAGCACAACAAGGUUAACAAUGAAAUGUGCGUGACCUGUUGAGUCAGUCGAUCAUUUUAACUGAUCUGAAGGGCUUUGGAUCUAGAACAGAGGACCCCUGGGUGGUAUGGCUUGGAGAUAUCCAAUAGAUCAUUUGGAAGCUUCUCGCGCCGUAUCUGCGCAAGACUCUGGGGAUUUCUUGUCGCGUCCAGCAUCCUAUCCAAGAACUGAACGAACCGGCGAUCCUCGUGAGCAACCUGUGGGUCUGAAAACCUAGCGAGGUUAUCUUGAUCCUGCACCAUUACCAGCAAAAAGCAUCGAUAAAUAGACGGUCUCUCCAACCGAAGCAACAGACACAUUGGUACUAGCCAUCCUCCAGAAAUGCAAGUGCUGUUUACUUGUUCAGAGGAAACAAAAGGACAAGUGAUAAUUUAGACAGACACAAGUCAGGGAGCCUGAAUGGGUUUAAGCAGUUUCCGAAGAGCUGGCUUAACAAAUUUCUGAAGAGUUGCGCUAACCUUCUCUUGUAUGAAAGAAGGCUGUCCGCUUUCGGUUUUCCCGCGCCCGAUGACAGCAGCGAGUGUGCCCUCUUCAAUUACAUCAGCAUCAGCGAAAGCAAAAUCAAUCUAUACGUCAGUGAGCAUGGUUUCAGCCAAAAUUCUUUUCUUUCCUGCCUGCAGGAUUUACAAUGGUGACAAGAGAAUAGAGCUUACUUGGGCGCCUUCCUCGUGGUUGCCGACCUUUAUCCCUGCUUUCUCUGCCUCACUUGCACAGAUCACAGACCUGGCUGAUCAACCCCAACAACCGAUUAGACGCAACCGAUGAUCAGAGUGAGCGAAUGCACGAGGGAUUUCAGAUGUUCAGGAUGCAAGUAAAGCUCAUGUGGCACAGAUGAACCACGGAGUGGCAGUGAAGCAAUUGCAACGCUUACGAGGGUAUGCCGACAAUGCCGGUCAGCGAGCCUCGCCGGAGGCGCGUGCCGAGGUACUGGACGGCGAGCCCCGACGCGGCGCCGGAUCCGAGCCCGACCACCAUGCCGCUCUUCACGAACUCGUCCACCUGAAUCAAUGCCGCAUAACAUGAGGUAAGUGCCUCAGCAUUCAGACGAAGCCGGCGGGCGGAAGAGUCAGCAAGUGUCUCCCUUAUUACCGUGAGCUUGGCGGCGUCGAAGAGGCGGACGACAUCGGCGUCGGCGGCGGCCGCGCAGGCCACCGAACGUCGCCCCUGGAGACACCGAGCGGCGUGGCGCUGCCGCGGCCGCGGUCGCCGGCACAGGGGGACCCGCGCGUGCGAGCUUGCCGCGAUGCUUGCUCUGGCGACUGCCUCCAUGGAGACGAGCGGCGAAUACGGGGGCUGCCUCUCUGCUCGAGCGUCAGCUUUGCCGGUGCAGCCUAGCGGUUUCGAGACCUGCCACACAGUUUGGGUAAGCACCAGCGCUUCAGAGGAUAAGGAGUGUGACAGCGCACGAGCAGCGCGACAAAUUCCAAGUGAAUAAGAUGUGUUGGGACUUGGGAACCCAUGUUUUUCUCUGUUCUGCCCACUCCAAAAAAAUUGUGAAGUUAUCUGUUUUUUUUAUAGAUUUUCAUCGUGGUAUAAUGAUACUUUUGUUAUCCUCAGUUUCAAGAGAUAACUGUAAAAACGUGUCACGUGUUAAUUAGUAGGUGCUAUUGAGCGAAAGUGUCACUCUAAUCUCGAGCGCAAAUGCACCCGCAUGGACACUAAAUUCCAAAAAAAUUGCAAAAAUAUAUUAAAAGACAUCUGAUUUUUUUGGAUGAACAUCAACAAGUUCUCCAACAUCCUGCAAAA
Messenger RNA from Triticum aestivum (bread wheat), 4817 nucleotides. RefSeq names its product pentatricopeptide repeat-containing protein At4g21300. The record is from RefSeq and is a predicted model, not a curated record. Gene Ontology annotation, molecular function: RNA binding; protein binding. The transcript has 7 exons. Lineage: Eukaryota; Viridiplantae; Streptophyta; Magnoliopsida; Poales; Poaceae. Gene Ontology annotation, biological process: RNA modification. Bases 67 to 2622 code for a protein of 851 amino acids.